UAUUUCGGUGAGGAAGCAGUCACCGAAGGCGAAGCUGUGUGAUGGAGAAGCAGGUGAGGCGGAGCUGUAUUACUAUUGGCGAUGGAGAUGGAGUUGGAGUUGACCACAACUCUUGCUAUAUGCAAAAGUUCAGGCUCUACGAAACCCGCUCGAAAUUUUAUAUGAUUGGAAGAGACAAAAACAGAACAUAUUGGAGGAUCUUAAAGAUUGACAGAUUGGAGCCAUCUGAACUAAACAUCACUGAAGAUUAUACAGUAUUCUCAGAAAUUGAGUGUUGUGACAUUCUGAGGCGGAUGCAUGAAGGAAACAAGUCAACAGGUGGACUUAAAUUUGUAACUACUUGUUAUGGAAUCAUUGGAUUUGUCAAGUUUCUUGAACCCUACUACAUGCUGCUUAUAACAAAACGAAUGAAGAUUGGCACAAUUUUUGGGCAUCCUAUAUAUGCUAUCACAAAGAAUGAAAUGAUUCCAGUUCCACAUGCUACUGUGCUAUCCAAAAUGGCAUAUUCUAAUGAUGAGAACAGAUACAAGAAGCUUCUAUGCAGUGUGGACCUUACGAAGGACUUCUUCUUCAGCUAUUCAUACAAUGUCAUGCUUAGUCUUCAAAAGAACUUAUCUGAUAAUAUUACACAGGGACAGUUACUAUAUGAGAAUAUGUUUGUUUGGAAUGAGUUCUUGACCCGUGGAAUCAGGAAUACCCUCCAGAAUACUUCCUGGAUAGUUGCCUUGGUAUAUGGCUUUUUUAAACAGGUAAAACUUUCUAUAUCUGACAGGGAGUUCAACUUGACUAUUAUUGCUAGACGCUCACAGCAUUAUGCUGGGACCAGAUAUUUGAAACGUGGAGUGAAUGAAAAGGGUAGAGUAGCUAACGAUGUUGAGACAGAGCAAAUAGUUUUUGCAGAUGCUCAUGAUGGAUGCCCUAUGCAAAUAAGUUCUGUGGUACAGAUUCGUGGUUCAAUCCCUCUUUUUUGGUCUCACGAAACCUCUCGAUUGAAUAUAAAACCUGACAUUAUACUAUCAAAGAAGGACCAUAAUUUUGAAGCUACAAGACUUCAUUUUGAAAAUCUUGUCAAAAGAUAUGGAAAUCCUAUUAUUAUAUUGAACUUAAUUAAGACGCGUGAGAAGAAGCCUCGAGAAACUAUUCUUCGAGCUGAGUUUGCAAAUGCUGUUAGGUCUAUUAAUAAAAUCUUGAGAGGGGAAAAUCGCCUGAGGUUCCUUCACUGGGAUAUGCAUCGACACUCAAGAUGCAGCAAAGCUAUUAAUGUAUUGACACAACUGGGAAAAGUUGCUGGAUAUGCAUUGAAGUUAACUGGCAUCUUCUACUGUCAAGUGACAGCGAGGCAAGAAGGAUUGUUAGAACAUUCCCACUCUGAGUAGGUUCUAUAAC
Gastrolobium bilobum is the source of this 1386-nucleotide messenger RNA. RefSeq names its product phosphoinositide phosphatase SAC2-like. Gene Ontology annotation, biological process: phosphatidylinositol dephosphorylation. Gene Ontology annotation, cellular component: intracellular membrane-bounded organelle. The transcript has 9 exons. The record is from RefSeq and is a predicted model, not a curated record. Bases 42 to 1376 code for a protein of 444 amino acids. Lineage: Eukaryota; Viridiplantae; Streptophyta; Magnoliopsida; Fabales; Fabaceae. Gene Ontology annotation, molecular function: phosphatidylinositol-3,5-bisphosphate 5-phosphatase activity.